Messenger RNA from Fukomys damarensis (Damara mole-rat), 1025 nucleotides. RefSeq names its product OVCA2 serine hydrolase domain containing (gene Ovca2). Gene Ontology annotation, cellular component: cytoplasm; nucleus. Gene Ontology annotation, biological process: response to retinoic acid. The record is from RefSeq and is a predicted model, not a curated record. NCBI's taxonomy places the organism in Eukaryota, Metazoa, Chordata, Mammalia, Rodentia, Bathyergidae. The coding region runs from base 24 to 704 and encodes 226 amino acids. The transcript has 2 exons.
UCCAAAGCGCCCUUCCUGUAAACAUGGCGGCACGGCAUCCUUUGCGGAUCUUGUGCUUAGCUGGUUUCCGGCAGAGUGAGCGCGGCUUCCGCGAGAAGACUGGAGCGUUGAGGAAGGCGCUGCGGGGCCGCGCGGAGCUCGUAUGUCUUAGUGGUCCCCACCCAGUCCUUGAUGCAGCGGGCCCGGAGGGCGCCGUGCCAGACUCCGAGACCUGUCCCCUGGAGGAGCAGCCUCGAGGCUGGUGGUUUUCAGAGGAGGCAGACGUUUUCAGCGCCCUCGAAGAGCCCACGGUGUGCAGGGGCCUGGAACAAGCCCUGGGAACGGUGGCACAGGCACUCGAUAAGUUGGGGCCUUUUGAUGGACUCCUGGGCUUCAGCCAGGGGGCUGCACUAGCAGCCCUUGUGUGUGCCUUGGGCCAGGCCGGUGAUCUGCGCUUUCCAAUUCCUCGUUUUAUCAUCCUCAUCUCUGGUUUCUGUCCCCGGGGCCUUGGCCUCAAAGAACCUGUCAUGCAGAGCCUCUUGUCACUGCCUUCACUCCAUGUUUUUGGGGAUACUGAUCGAGUCAUCCCCUCUCAGGAGAGUAUGGAACUGGCUAGCCGAUUCCCUGGAGCCACCACCCUAACCCACUCUGGUGGCCACUUUGUUCCAGCAGCUGCGCCUCAGCGGCAGGCCUACCUCAAGUUCCUGGACCAGUUUGCAGAGUGAAAGAUCAGCAAUCACCUUUGCCCCUUACAUCCUCCCACCUUGGUGCAGCCUCUGAUGUAUGCCCUCCCAUUCUGAGCACGUUGGGGCCUCCCCUGGGACCUCCAUUCCUGUGUUAACAUGUUGCUCCUCAUAACCAGUUAAAGGACAACUAUUCAUUCUCAGGACUCUUAUAUGACCCCUGGAGAAAAAGGAAGCAGGUGGCUUUACUGGAUUUUGGUUUCUGAUACUCAGACAUGAGAAGAGCUGGAUGUGUGACAUGCCUUUAAUCCCAGCACUCUGGGAGGCUGAGGCAGGAGGAUCCCCCAAGAGUUUGAGGCCAAC